UUUCUAUCUCUAGGUGAUCCUGGAGCAGCGCAAGCUACUGUAAGUUCUAGUACUCAUGACGCGCUUUUCAUAUCGUCGGCUGACGCAAAUGGAGCUGGCACUGCUGCUCUCCACGAUUCAUUCGCAUCAAAUUGUAAGGAAGAAACGAACGUCGGCUGGCUGCUUCCUGAGGCGGAAAUGAC
This is a messenger RNA of Amoebophrya sp. A25, 182 nucleotides long. NCBI's taxonomy places the organism in Eukaryota, Dinophyceae, Syndiniales, Amoebophryaceae. The record is from the annotation of a GenBank genome assembly.